Messenger RNA from Cladocopium goreaui, 1397 nucleotides. The record is from the annotation of a GenBank genome assembly. NCBI's taxonomy places the organism in Eukaryota, Dinophyceae, Suessiales, Symbiodiniaceae.
AAUUCCUUUGCUGUCCGAAAUGUCGCGCCGUUCAGGGCCUCUGUGGGUUUCGGUUUUGGUCGCUGUGGGUUUUGCUCUAGGCGCUGUGAACUUCUGCAGUCCGUGGCACCCCCGGCCCCGCCGCUUGGGGUGCCAGCGGGGCGCCAUUGUAUCACAGACUGUGAGCGAAGACACUGAUCUGCUGCCAAAGUCGCACAUCAGUGGUGCUCUGCAACGUGUCCUGGGGCGAGAUGUCUUUAAGAGUGAGACCCCAUUCUUCUACAGGACCACGGGAACCAAGAGUUUCUACUAUGGUCUCUUGAGGAUACCGGCGCUGCCGAAGAAAAACCCGGAUGGAUCCAACUACAUUCCAGCAAGACCGUUUCACUAUUGCUCAGGUCGCGGCCGGACUCUGGAAGAUGCUGAACAAGACGCAGCACGGAAAGCCCUGGCGGUGAUUCGCCGGGCGGAUUCGGAAGUGGCUCGGUGGCUGUCAUGGUCUGCGAGUACCUCCAAACAGGCUCUGGAGGUUUUGGCCGCAGAGCUAGCAGAUGCUCGCGAAACUGAUGGUAAAGCCAGGAUGCGCCUCAACCGAGCUCUGGCUGUGUUGCAUGGAAGGACCAUCAAAGCUCAUGAGAUUCGGUAUUUUACGAAGGAUGAUCCAGACUCGUGCCAUGUGGUUCUGCGACUGCCCUGGAAGCAAAACCGGACCUACUACUUUGAAGGCAGUGGUUUGACCAGCCUUGAUGCAAAGGAGAGUGCUGCGGAAGCUGCUCUCAGGAUUUUGCGGCCCAUGACAUCGAAAAUAGAAGCAGAACUACCUUGGCGAGGGAAGCAAAGUGAACGCAAUGUGACACAAACACCUCAAGAAGCAGCGCUAAACAAGAAGGUGCCAGCCAAGAUCAGGCUUUACCAAUUACUGGACUUGGCGAUGAGAAGGACUGGAAGGGUGCUUCACCAAAACGACUUAGUUUACAGCUGCCGUCCAGUGGUUGAUAAGGAUGAAGCUGAGAACGAAGACGUGAAAGUUUGGCAAUCUGCCACAACGGAAGUGAUGUUGAGAGUCCCACCUCUGCAGCCAGAUGGGGAUGACCUGACAUUCUCCAAACGAGUCCCUGCUUGGCGAAAGCCACCACCACCUGAUUCAGAGCAUUUUCGAAAUCCGCAGAAGAAGAAGCAGUUCUACGACCUGAGGGCAGAGUCACGGCGGAGCUUUUUGGAGGCACAACAAGCCGUGGCAGAUGUUGCUGUUGAAGAGCUGCUGGAGUUACUGCCGAGCGACUUCUUUGAGGCUGCGGCAGAAUCAAGUGAGAAGGUGAUGCUUCAAUCGUAGGUUGAGGUUUGAGACACAGGGCAAGGCCCCGAAACAUAGGAGAAACAAACCUUGAGCGUCCUCAACUUAAGGUGCAGCUGAAUCA